AUGGGUCGUGGUCUAAGAAAGUCGGCUAACCAGUCUGCCGUCGCCCUCAGUGGUUCAACUGAGGAUGCCGAGCUUCUUCAGGAUUCACGAAUGGAGCUCGACUUCCCCGCCUCCGGCACUGAAGCUGCCGUCGACGGCCAGCCGUUUGCAAUUUUAAGUGUCUCGAUCACACGCCUUCGCCAUUGUGGUGCCCAGCCUCAGUCUGGCACAAACACAUUUGUCUCUACACCUAUCCGUUCUGCUGCGCCAUGA
This is a messenger RNA of Podospora pseudocomata, 252 nucleotides long. RefSeq lists its product as uncharacterized. The transcript is spliced from 2 exons. NCBI's taxonomy places the organism in Eukaryota, Fungi, Ascomycota, Sordariomycetes, Sordariales, Podosporaceae. Bases 1 to 252 code for a protein of 83 amino acids. The record is from RefSeq and is a predicted model, not a curated record.